Trachemys scripta elegans is the source of this 4299-nucleotide messenger RNA. It is a transcript of the gene CSDE1, whose product is annotated as cold shock domain containing E1. NCBI's taxonomy places the organism in Eukaryota, Metazoa, Chordata, Testudines, Emydidae. Gene Ontology annotation, molecular function: nucleic acid binding. Bases 552 to 3083 code for a protein of 843 amino acids. The record is from RefSeq and is a predicted model, not a curated record. The transcript is spliced from 21 exons.
UCCGUGAGUCGGGUUCCCCGCGCGCACGCGCGUCUCUUCCUCCGUUGCCGGCCCCUCCCCACGGGUCUCUCGCGAGAGGCCGGGAUUUAUUCCUACGUGCUGUGCCGUGCUGCUCAUGGCGGCGCUGGAGCGGGGGCGCUGAGCUGUUGGGUAUGAAGUGUAACAGAACAGAAUUUACCACCUGAAACUGCUGCUUCAAGUUCAGAUCAGGAAAGGAAAACGCCACAUUGUAACAACAAAACAAGACCAAAGAAGAGUAAACCUAUACUGAAGACACAACACUUGAUCUGAAACAAGAAGUUUGUGCCUACUCAACAGCUUCAAAAGAGCACGUCCCAACGCUGCUAGUAGUCUUUGUUUUCUCCAGUGCUGCACUGAAACUCCCCAGUGCAGCAGCAGUUAUAUUCUUUAUUAGCUUCAUAGAUCAUUUUCCUCUCGCUGUCUUUUUUUAAUAAUAGCAGUCUUCGUACUUUGAAACGUGUGCUGAAACAGAAGAAUCAGCGAAUACUACUGAAAGUGCAAUAUUUGAAUAUCACUGCGAGCUGUAUGAGAUGGAGAACCAUUAUACUGUGUCAUCAGAUCCUCUCCCCCCUCCUGCAGCUCCCCUUCCUUCUCUUCUUUUACCUUUCUCUUCAUCUUCUACCUCAUCUGGGUCUAAAAAGCAGAAGAGGACCCCCCUGUAUCAGAGAUCUAUGAGCUUUGAUCCAAACCUUCUCCACAACAAUGGACACAACGGGUACCCCAAUGGUACUUCGGCAGCACUGCGUGAAACUGGGGUUAUUGAAAAACUGCUGACCUCUUAUGGAUUCAUUCAGUGUUCAGAACGGCAAGCUAGACUGUUCUUCCACUGUUCACAGUAUAAUGGCAACCUGCAGGAGCUUAAAGUAGGAGAUGAUGUUGAAUUUGAAGUAUCUUCUGACCGCCGAACUGGAAAACCCAUUGCUGUUAAAUUGGUGAAGAUAAAACCAGAAAUUUUACCUGAAGAGCGAAUAAAUGGACAAGUUGUGUGCGCUGUUCCUCACAAUUUAGAGAGUAAAUCUCCAGCUGCCCCGGGUCAGAGUCCAACAGGGAGUGUAUGCUACGAACGUAAUGGGGAAGUGUUUUACCUGACUUACACCCCUGAGGAUGUUGAUGGAAAUGUACAGCUGGAAACUGGAGAUAAAAUAAAUUUUGUAAUUGAUACAAAUAAACAUACUGGUGCUGUAAGUGCUCGUAACAUUAUGCUAUUGAAAAAGAAACAAGCCCGCUGUCAAGGAGUAGUUUGUGCCAUGAAGGAGGCCUUUGGAUUUAUUGAAAGGGGCGAUGUCGUAAAGGAGAUAUUCUUUCACUAUAGUGAAUUUAAAGGUGACUUAGAAGCCUUACAGCCUGGUGAUGAUGUGGAGUUUACAAUCAAAGACAGAAAUGGUAAAGAAGUCGCAACAGAUGUAAGACUACUGCCUCAAGGAACUGUUAUUUUUGAAGAUAUCAGCAUUGAACAUUUUGAUGGGACUGUAACCAAAGUAAUCCCAAAAGUACCCAACAAAAAUCAGAAUGACCCAUUGCCUGGACGCAUCAAAGUUGACUUUGUGAUUCCGAAGGAACUUCCAUUUGGAGACAAAGAUACAAAAUCCAAGGUGACACUACUGGAAGGUGACCAUGUUAGAUUCAACAUUUCUACAGAUCGACGUGACAAAUUGGAACGAGCCACCAAUAUUGAAGUUCUUCACAAUACUUUCCAGUUUACUACUGAAGCUAGAGAAAUGGGUGUGAUUGCAGCAAUGAGAGAUGGCUUUGGUUUCAUUAAAUGUGUUGACCGGGAUGCCCGCAUGUUCUUUCACUUCAGUGAAAUUCUGGAUGGAAACCAGCUCCACAUUUCAGAUGAAGUAGAGUUUACUGUGGUUCCUGAUAUGUUGUCUGCCCAAAGAAAUCAUGCUAUAAGGAUUAAGAAGCUUCCUAAGGGCACAGUUUCAUUCCACAGCCAGUCAGAUCACCGCUUUGUGGGCACUAUAGAAAAAGAAGCCACUCCUGCCAAAGCCACUAGCCCAAAUAAAAGCAAAGAAAAGGAAGCUGAAGAGGGAAUAAUCGCAUAUGAUGAUUGUGGAGAGAAACUGACUGUUCCUUAUCAGGCAAAGGAUGUGGAAGGAUCUACUAACCCUCAGAUAGGAGAUAAGGUUGAAUUCAGUGUUUGUGAAGUGAAGAGAACAGGUUCACAGACAGCAGUUUCUGUCAGAAUGCUUGGUCGCAACUACAGCUCCAAGAGGCUUGUGGGGUAUGUGGCAACCCUGAAAGAUAACUUUGGAUUUAUUGAAACGGCCAAUCAUGAUAAGGAGAUCUUCUUCCAUUACAGUGAAUUCUCUGGUGAUGUCGAUAGCCUGGAACUUGGGGACAUGGUGGAAUACAGCUUGUCAAAAGGCAAAGGAAAUAAAGUCAGUGCAGAAAAGGUGAACAAAACACAUGCAGUGAAUGGUGCUACUGAGGAAGCUGAUCCAACUGUCUACACGGGUAAAGUAAUUCGUCCCCUGCGGAGUGUAGAUCCCACACAGACUGAAUACCAGGGAAUGAUUGAGGUCAUGGAGGAUGGGGAGAUGAAAGGAGAGGUCUAUCCAUUUGGAAUUGUGGGGAUGGCAAACAAGGGCGAUUGCCUGCAAAAGGGGGAGACAGUCAAGUUCCAGCUCUGCGUCCUUGGUCAGAAUGAACAGACGAUGGCUUGUAACAUUACACCUUUCCGCAGAGCCACUGUGGAAUGUGUGAAAGAUCAGUUUGGAUUCAUUAACUAUGAAGUGGGUGACAGCAAAAAGCUCUUUUUUCAUGUGAAAGAAGUUCAAGAUGGUGUAGAGCUGCAGGCUGGAGAUGAAGUAGAGUUCUCAGUGAUCCUGAAUCAGCGCACAGGGAAAUGCAGUGCCUGUAACGUAUGGCGUGUCUGUGAAGGCGCAAAGGCUGUUGCUGCUCCGCGUCCUGAUAGACUUGUUAAUCGUUUAAAGAGCAUUACUUUAGAUGAUGCCAGUGCUCCUCGCCUAACAGUUCUUCGUCAACCAAGGGGACCGGAUAACUCAAAGGGAUUUGGUGCAGAGAGAAAGAUUCGUCAAGCUGGUGUUAUUGACUAACUGAUCCAUAAAGCACAUAACUAAGUAUGAUCAAGCAGUGGGAGCUGGUGAAGGGUACUGAAUAUCUCCCUAUUCAUCCCUUCCAAAUUCUAAGAAGCUGUUACACCAGUUUUAACACCUUCCUCAUGUUAUGUUUAAAAAAUUUAUGAAACCAUUUUAAAAUUAUGCACAGUUGCAUCCUGAAGACUUAAGGUGGCGCCUUAUAGUAUCACAUUUUAGACGCUUUUUGAAUGGUGCAUUUAACGCAACUGGUAACUGCAAAUCUACAUUGCCUAUGUAAGUGAACAUUAUAGACAGUUCUACUCUGGUAGACCUUAUGAAAUUCUGCACUAAAAAGAUAUAUAUAUACUCUACCUUCAUUAUUUCUGCCAAGGUGUUACUAUGCCUUAGCUCUCAGUUGCAUUAUCUUCCCCUCCACGUGGGAGGCUCACUUCCUGUUUGUUCAGAUCUAAUUCUGAGGACCAUAUGAGGGUGGACUAUAUUAACUUUUUUUUAUAUAAAUCUGUAUGAGCAUUCAGAUAACUUUAUUAAGUUGAUGGCCAAAUGUUACAAUGUUGUUUUCAUAUCUCAUUUAAACUUGAGUCCAGGUAGGAAAGUUCUGUUAGAUCUCAGUGAAAGUACCUUCCAGAGUAGAUCUGUUUUUGUAACUUUCUGCAAAUAGUAUGUGCAGUGCAGAAUUUCAGAAGGAUGAGGUGUGCCAUCGGUGUGGUAAUUUAAAUAUAUAAAACAAUGCACAAAUUUUGCUGCUGCUUAGAACACUGCAGCUUCUAAACCCAGUUUCUUUUACCGAUUUAAAUUUAAAAAUUGUGCCUGAAGUGAAUACAUUUUUCUUUUUGCAGCCAGCACCCAGUGUACUGUAAAAGAAUAAAUACUUAGGCUUUCCAUAGCUGUAUUGAGAUUUUCAUCAAGGUGAAAUAGUUAAUGUCUGUGUGCUUUUUUUUUUUUUCCCCAGUCACACUUUAUCAAGCAAGAAAACUGAAUGAUUGGUCUAAGUAUUACUUUAACCAAAAAGAUCAGGAGUUAUUUUCUUUGAAUAGAGGGCAGUACUGUGUUUUUUUUUUUUUUUUCCCUCCAUAUUACCUCUAUUCUCAAUUUAGGGUUUUUCUUCUCUGGGAGAUGCAUUAUCUUUGUGAAACAAACAUUGCUUUCUCCAAUUUUCUGUUAAUGGCAAAGAAUGGAAAUAGAAUAAAGUUUUACUGAUUUUGAAAAAAAAAAA